Messenger RNA from Carlito syrichta (Philippine tarsier), 1642 nucleotides. RefSeq names its product nudix hydrolase 13 (gene NUDT13). The record is from RefSeq and is a predicted model, not a curated record. The coding region runs from base 356 to 1180 and encodes 274 amino acids. The transcript has 10 exons. Gene Ontology annotation, molecular function: hydrolase activity; metal ion binding. NCBI's taxonomy places the organism in Eukaryota, Metazoa, Chordata, Mammalia, Primates, Tarsiidae.
CUGAUUCUUGAGGCCUAGGAAGUUGCUCCCAAAAGAAUUCAGAGACCUGACAAUGUCUCUGUAUUGUGGAAUUGUUUGCAGGAGAAAAUCGUUUUGGUGGCAUAGGCUGCUGUCCACCUAUGUUACUAAGACACGAUGGAAUGGGAGUUACUGAGGAUAUGGUAUUUGCUCUUUCUCUGCAAUAAUAAAGUCUGUGCCCAUCUCCAGGUAUUUAUGUGAACUGAAGGAAGAUGAUGAUGCGUGUAAAAAAGCCCAGCAGACGGGAGCGUUUUACCUCUUUCACAGCUUGGCUCCUUUGAUUCAGUCUUCAGCACAUCAAUAUUGGCCCCCCCGGUAUAGCCUAUUAGAGUUGGAAAUGCUCCUGGAUAAAUUUGGACAGAAUGCACAAAGAGUAGAAGAUUCUGUGCUGAUUGGAUGCUCUGAACAGCAAGAAGCAUGGUUUGCCCUGGAUCUAGGUCUGGAUAACUCCUCUUCUAUAAGUGCCUCACAGAAAUCUGACAUGGAGACAGAGCUCAAGGGGUCUUUCACUGGGAUGAGAAAGGCUCUCUUUCAGCUGAAUAAGAAGGAUGCCUUCUUGAUGUUCACGGCUCAGGCUCUUCUCCGUUGGCAUGAUGCUCAUCAGUUCUGCAGCAAAAGUGGGCAGCCCACCAAGAAGAACAUGGCUGGCAGCAAACGCGUGUGCCCUUCCAACAAUAUCAUCUAUUACCCACAGAUGGCUCCUGUGGUGAUCAUUCUGGUGUCAGAUGGGACGCGAUGCCUGCUUGCACGCCAGAGCUCCUUUCCCAAGGGAUUGUAUUCUGCCUUGUCAGGUUUUUGUGAUAUAGGUGAAAGUCUGGAAGAGACUAUCCGGCGGGAAGUUGCAGAAGAGGUGGGAUUGGAGGUAGAAAAACUGCAGUACGCUGCGUCCCAGCACUGGCCCUUUCCUGAUAGCUCACUCAUGAUUGCUUGUCAUGCAACUGUGAAACCAGGGCAGACAGAGAUCCAGGUGAACUUAAGAGAAUUAGAGGCAGCUGCCUGGUUCAGUCAUGAUGAAGUGGCCUCAGCCUUCAGGAGAAAGGGCCCCUAUACUCAGCAACAGAAUGGGACUUUCCCAUUCUGGCUGCCUCCUAAGGUCACCAUUACCCACUGGCUGAUUAAGGAAUGGGUGGAAAAACAGACCUGUUCUUCCCUGCCUGCUUAGCUCAGAUCAAGUAACUUAGAUCCCUCCAUGGUAUCCCUAAAAGGACAUCCCUGAAGGAUCAUACCAGAGACCAAUUGACAGAGGGGAAGUGACAAAAGGCCAGCUCCAGGCCAACUUUUUAAGACAGAGCAGAUGGUGAACCUGCAGUAAGACACCUCUAUCAGUAAUGUUGAUGAAGAAGUUCCUGUUAAUGGGCAUCAGAAGUGCCAGUGUGAGAAGAAAAACUGAUGUCAACUGUCAAAAUCAGAGGGAAAGGUGAAACAUUCAUUUGGAGGUUCACCCAUUUUUUCCAAGGCCUUGGAAGCAAACAUCUUCUGGUAUAUGGCUUGUUAAUGUUGUGUUUACACUGAUUGCCAAAAUGUGUCUGGUGUAAUUUUGGUUAAAACUUUUAUCUUAGUAUUGAGUAUUUAGUAUUAAUUAGAGAAUUAGAGAAUUAAGAAAAAUAGCACAAUAACAUUUUUG